AUGCUCAGUGGUGGCUAUGUGCCGAGCAACACUUUAUCCAUCAUUGCUCUGGUCCUGUUUGGUCUACUGGCCUUGAUCUACUGGCUUCGUUUCUUCCGCCAAGGCCGCCACAGGUACAUGCUUGUCCUAGGCAUCUCCACUACAACCAUGGCUAUAGGCUUUGCGACCCGGAUCGUCUUUGCUGGAAAUCCGACGUCUCUAGGCAUAUACAUCAUCACCAUCUUGCUCACCCUCCUCUCGCCAUGCGGAUUUAUCGCUUUGAAUUAUGUGCUCCUACCUCGAAUCGCGAGUCACGUCGGAGCUCAAGAUGCCCUCUUCAUCAGACCUCGAUGGAUCGCCCGUAUCUACGUCACUAGCGAUAUCACAACGUUCUGGUUACAGGCAUGUGGUGGUGGAUUGACAGCCAUCCAGAAUCCCAAUAUCGCCAACCUGGGUCACUGGAUCUCUUUGGCUGCUCUCAGUGCACAAGCUGCGUCCUUCGCUUCCUUCACAUUCUUGGCUAUUGUCUUCGCCGUCAGAGUCAGCCCAAAGUACAUCGAGAUGGUUCAACGCCAUUCGGUGGGAGCGCGAGAUGAGGCAGAAGGACAGGCAGUCACCGCCAGAAAUUGGAAGGUACUUUACUUUGCCAUGAUGUGGACGACCGUCGGAAUCAUGAUCCGAUGCAUCUACCGAAUCAUCGAGUACUCACAAGGAUACGACGGCUACAUUCCGACUCACGAGGUGUUCUUCUACACACUUGAUAGUCUGCCCUUGUUCCUAGCCAUAUCCGUUUGGACCGUCAUCUGGCCUCCGAGCUACAUCAACCAUGCCAAGGUGGAAGCAGAACAGCAGACAUCAAAUGGCAACACCACCCCCUCUCUCGAGGCCAAACCAUAGAGCAUCGCCAUCAUUGUUCUCCAUAGCUCCUCCCAAGGGAGUGAAUAAAGGACCCCGCCUCGAAUAGACAUUGCAGUAGACGACACGUAGACAACAUAUAGGACACUGGCGGCAGAGUUAAAAGAGACGACCAUCGACCCAUGAAUUUCUAUUUGAUACAUGAUCUUCCAAUGAUCCUCUCUAGAUUCGUUCUGACUGUCUCUUCUCAUGGACACUCUUAGCCAUCUAGCACAAAUCAGGAACGUCUUCUUUUCCAUCGCCUGGAUGACCUACCUCAAUGAGCUGAGCUUCUUCUCCGCUCUGUCUGCAUAGAUCCCUAAAUGUUCCGUGCUCCUUCUGCAUGAGUUCCCAAGGUGUUCCGUACUCGACAACCUGUCCUUGAUCCAGCACUAAGAUCCUGAUAGCGUCAGCUUGACACUCCCUCCGACC
Kockovaella imperatae is the source of this 1305-nucleotide messenger RNA. Its product is annotated as RTA1 like protein-domain-containing protein. The transcript is spliced from 6 exons. The coding region runs from base 1 to 876 and encodes 291 amino acids. Gene Ontology annotation, cellular component: fungal-type vacuole; plasma membrane. The record is from RefSeq and is a predicted model, not a curated record. Lineage: Eukaryota; Fungi; Basidiomycota; Tremellomycetes; Tremellales; Cuniculitremaceae.